AUGUGGAACCCAAAAUUAGUAUCGUCAUUAUUUCAUAAACUAAAACACGUUCGGUGUAUCCGAACUUUUUCUCCUUUGCAAGCCAAAAGGUGGCACCCAGACCCUCGCUUUGUAGAGCAAUUCAGUGGAGUAGCAGUAUAUACUAACGAAGCUAUAGAUAAGUAUUACAAAGUGAUAUGGGAUUCACGAGUAAAGUCAAUAGAAAGAAAAUUACAGAAUAUGGUGAUAAACUUUGGACCUCAGCACCCUGCCGCACACGGUGUACUUAGACUUAUUCUAGAACUGGAUGGAGAAACAGUUGUUAGAGCCGAUCCCCACAUAGGAUUCUUGCAUAGAGCUACAGAAAAACUGAUGGAACACAAACAUUACAACCAAAACCUACCAUACGUUGAUCGUUUAGACUAUGUUUCGACACUAGCCAAUGAACAAACUUUUGCAUUAGCCGUUGAAAAUCUUCUAAACAUAGACGUACCUCCAAGAGCUAAGGCGAUCAGAGUUCUUUGCAGUGAGCUUUCUCGUAUCGCUAACCAUCUUUUAAAUGUUUCUGGCACAAUACUUGAUGCAGGUGGUAUAACACCAUUUUUCUGGAUGUGCGAAGAACGUGAAAAGAUUUAUGAGUUGUCUGAAAGACUUUGUGGGGCGCGUAUACACUGCGCUUACGUCAGACCUGGCGGAGUAUCGCAGGAUAUUCCUAUAGGAUAUCUCGAUGACAUAAAUGAAUUUUUAUCCAAAUUGGGUGAACGCUUAGACGAAACAGAAGAUAUUUCUACUGGAGGUCGGCUAUAUUACGCGAGGACAGCUGGUAUUGGUGUCGUGGAGGCUCAUAAAGCUCUUUAUCAUGGCUUCUCUGGGCCUAUGCUUAGAUGUUCAGGUGUGAAAUGGGAUUUAAGGAUUGCUUUCCCGUACGAUAAUUAUGACAUGUACGACUUUGAUGUUCCUGUUGGAUCCUUCGGUGAUAGUUACGACCGUCAUCUACUUCGCUUAGCGGAAAUACGCCAAUCCAUUAGAAUCAUAAAUCAGGUCAUUGACACAAUGCCAGAGGGUGAAAUCAGAACAGAUGACUCGAAAGUUUCGUUCCCUUUAAGAUCUGAAAUGAAAAUGUCCAUGGAAGCUCUAAUACAUCAUUUCAAGUUAUGUACCGAAGGUUUCGUCGUUCCACCUGGUGUUACAUACACCGCCACUGAGUGCCCCAAAGGGGAGUUAGGUUUUUAUAUGGUAGCCGAUGGAACUUCAAAGCCCUAUCGUGUUGGUAUAAGAUCGUGCUCAUAUAAUCACUUAUCUGGUCUCAGUUUCUUGGCCAAGGGAGGUAUGCUUGCAGAUAUAGCAAUAUUGGUUGCUACUAUUGACAUUGUAUUUGGCGAUAUCGAUCGCUAA
Molecule: messenger RNA, 1374 nt
Organism: Bicyclus anynana (squinting bush brown)
Lineage: Eukaryota; Metazoa; Arthropoda; Insecta; Lepidoptera; Nymphalidae
Product: NADH-quinone oxidoreductase subunit D-like
Exons: 1
Coding region: 1-1374 (457 amino acids)
Biological process (GO): mitochondrial electron transport, NADH to ubiquinone
Molecular function (GO): NAD binding; quinone binding; NADH dehydrogenase (ubiquinone) activity
Source: RefSeq, a predicted model, not a curated record